UUACAAUUCUUGAUCACGUGUACAUCGAUCUAGGAUAAUAGUUUUCGUAUUACACGUAUUACUAUUCAUCAAACAUGGCUUCCAAAUUAGCUUUUCAUUCACUCACGUACACCUUUCUCACGAUGAUUAUGAUCCUCAACAUGAAUAUCAUAUCAUCAACUUCUUCAUCACCUUUUGAUUUUCUCAAACAUCUCCAAGGAUGUAAGAAAGGCGACAAUGUUCAAGGCAUUCGUGAUCUCAAAAACUACCUCCAACACUUUGGUUACUUGACCCGAAUCCAAACCCAAAAACAUUCAACAACUCUUGAUGAUGAGGAUAAUCAUGUUGGCGGUGAUGAUGAUUUUGACGAUGGCUUGGAAUCCGCCAUUAAAACUUACCAAAUCAAUUACAACCUCAAACCCACCGGAGUUUUAGACCCCAAAACCUUAUUCAAAAUGAUGAAGCCUCGUUGUGGAGUGCCAGAUAUAAUGGAUAAAAACACAACAAGAAUGCGGUCAGGCAAGAAAAGAGCUGAUCAACCCCACCACCACCAUCACCACACAGUCUCUCACUACUCAUUCUUCGAAGGAGAGCCAAAGUGGCCAGCCUCCAAGUUCAACCUUACGUACGGGUUCCACGCCGGGACUCCAUCGGAAGCGGUGGCCGCAGUUGGCCGAGCUUUCAACACUUGGGCCUCCAACACUCAGUUUAGAUUCUCCAUGGCGCAAGAGAACGAAAAUCCGGAUAUAACAGUGAGUUUCGAGAGAGGGAACCAUGGAGAUGGGGAUCCCUUUGACGGGGCUGGUGGAACUCUGGCCCAUGCGUUCUCGCCGCCCGACGGGAGACUGCAUUUCGACGCGGAGGAGAGCUGGGCAGUAGGGGCGGUUGCGGAUUCUUUUGACGUCGAGACGGUUGCUUUGCACGAAAUCGGACACAUUCUUGGGCUUCAGCAUAGCUCGGUGGAAGGGGCUAUUAUGUAUCCUGAGAUUGGUGCCGGAGCCACCAAAGGUUUGCAUGGCGAUGAUAUUCAAGGCAUUAAUGCUUUAUACAACGUUGUUUGAACGUAAUUUAAAAGAUAUGACCAUCAUCGACCUAGGCCUAGCUAUAUUAAAAUUUAUUUUUUCAUUUUUACCAUGUUUAUGUACUUAUUACAUGAUAUCGGAAAUUAUAAGGGUAUAUGUUCGGUGCCCUAGUUAUGUAAGAAUUUUGUAUUGUAUUAAUGAAAUACAAUACAAUGCUAUA
Messenger RNA from Humulus lupulus (European hop), 1221 nucleotides. Its product is annotated as metalloendoproteinase 2-MMP-like. The transcript has a single exon. Gene Ontology annotation, cellular component: extracellular matrix. Gene Ontology annotation, molecular function: metalloendopeptidase activity; zinc ion binding. Bases 75 to 1040 code for a protein of 321 amino acids. Lineage: Eukaryota; Viridiplantae; Streptophyta; Magnoliopsida; Rosales; Cannabaceae. The record is from RefSeq and is a predicted model, not a curated record. Gene Ontology annotation, biological process: extracellular matrix organization; proteolysis; collagen catabolic process.